UUCCUCUUGAUAAAUAAAUGCUCUUUCAGUCAAAACAAAGGUGUUAUUUUGAAUAUGACCAGCAGGGGGCAAACUUCACCCAGGAAUUGCCUCGUAACGCACACUACCUUCUAUUUGAUGGGGCUCAGCCGUCUACAAACAGGACGUGGACAUCAAUUUUCCUCUUCCUGCUAAACACCUCAUUGAUUCUGCUGGCAGGAGCUAAGUCCGGUCUGAUAUGACCUGAAAUGCCAAAGUGCCAAAAUGUGGGUGCUGGGGAGUUCUUGUUCAUCUUUAAAAGAAGGGAAAAAAAUAACAUUACGUACAAAUAUAUUCUGGACACUAAGCACAUGAAUAGCAAGAACUAGGAACCAAGGGAGAAAAAGAGUGGAGGUUUCAACUUCCAGGAGAGAGUUCGGUGAGGAGAAAGCUCUUGGCCAAGGAAAACUUCAGCUCACAUGAAAUAUCUGGCUUUUUGUCAGAAGUGUAGGUGCGGGGAUAUCUUAGAGCAGAGGGACCCAGUGAACCAGUCUGCUGUCCCUGAUACCAAAUGCACAUUGUUGCCAGAGUUCCAGGGGUAAACUUCUCCUUGCUCAGAUUUGAGUUUUCACAGCAAACACUCAUUGGCGGGUCACGUGAUUAUAAAGUAGCGCCUUGAUUUUGGAUGUGCUAGUGACAUGUUACAUGAUCUGGACAAAGUACCUCCUCUUUCUCAUGUGUUGGUAAAAUUUACCUCAAAGAGGUUUAGAGGCACUUGUGAGAUUUUGAUGGGAGUUUAAAACUAUGAGAUUUGAAAACCUUGCAAGACAACGGUGUUUUGACUUCUUUUCCUCCAGAGGAGUAAUAUAUUUUGGAAACUUAAAGUAGCUUUGGGUCCAGCUUAGCUGGUAACCGAUUCCUGCUCUUUCCCUCACCAGGUGUUUCUUUUUGAAUUUGGCCCCUGGCUGCUGAGAUCUUCUUGUCAUGGGAGCCCUGUGAGCUUGUCACUGGAGCUUUUGCUGUUUUUCUCACCGGCAACAAGUUGCAGUAGUCACCAUUUGUCCAAAGCCUUUACAUGCCUUUCUGGGUCAGACGCUGUGGUCCAUGGGGGAUGGACUAGCAGAGGGCCUUCCACUGGGACAGCCAGGGCUGCAGACACCUGGCACUUUGGUCUAUUUUAAGCGUGUUCUGUCUUGCAGCAGGGAGGUGAGUCUAGGGUCCAGUAUGUGCCAUGGAUAUUAAGAGACUUCAAGGACACUUCCCCCCAUUUAUCCCAGUUAUGUCCCCUGCUAAAAUAGGUUAAUGGUGUCUAAUUAACCACUGAACAUUGUCAUGCUGCAUAAAGAUAGCAUCCUGGCUGUUCUCUGAGCCAUGGUACUUUAUCUCCAUUUAGAUCUCUGCAGUAUUCCAUUAAACUCGAGAGAAACAUUUUAACUGAGAUGAUGUCUACAUUAGAGCUGCCUUUCACCCUUCAGCACGCAACCUGCAGAAACCUUCUGUCUGCUGCAGUGGGGAGGACAGAGAAGACAGACUCUGCAGGUGGGGGGCAGUGGAGGGGUUAUGUUACAGCAUUUCUUCACCACGGAGCCCCAGAUCCAGGACGCAGCAGUGGGCCCGCGUGGCUGCGGUCACAGGGUGUGCCGGUGUGAUCAAGCUUGUCCUCAGCUGACCAUCUCAUGCCCAUCAAAUGUCAUUGGCUUCUAAAUGCUAAAAGAAAGGGACAGCAUGUGAGCAAAAGAACUUAGGAGAGUUCAUGGAGGAAAGGUGACUUAACUGGGUGGGAUCUCAUUUUGCCAUAACACAAGUUGUCAUGUUGUAAAUAAAACAUACAUAAUAAAUCACACAGAACAAUUAAACCAACAUUAACUACCAAAUUGUCAGGCCUGGCAAAGCUAUAGUGCUACUGUAAGUUGAAAAUAUAUCCUCAUCAUGGAAAGUAUUAAUUGGAUGUGAAGCAGAGUCUAUAGAAUGAAGAUUUCCCACAGUGUGGAACUACCCAAGUGUCUGUAUUGUGUAGGGGUUAAGAACUGGACUCUGAUGCCAGACAGCCUAGAGCUUGUAUUCUGGCCCUACAGCUUUCUAGCUGGGCGACCUUAGGCAAGUUACUUUUCCUCUCUGAGCUCCAGUUUCCUCAUCUGUAAAACAGAGCCAAUAAAAUAAAAGAGUAUGAUAAUUAAGUAAUAGAUAAUACUAUAUAUAAUAUAUAUUGUUAUUUUUAGUAAUAUAUGUAAAUGAGAGAAUAUAAUAAAAGUACCUGACAUCCAACAAGCCAAGUAAAUGUUAGCUGUGGAUAUAACCCAUCAGCCUUCCUAUGCCAGGCUUGUAGGGGCUGGGGGCUGGUAGUGACUUUCCCCUGAGAAUUGAAGGUGGAUACAUGAUUCCAUGGAGGGGAAACCUGCCGCAGGUCCUUGAGAAGCAGGGAGGUGGUGGUGGGUGGGGGAUGCUGUGAAAACCAGGAGGGACUGGUUGAGUGUUCACCUGAAGGACUGGGCUUUAAAUGAAGGUAGGAAUACCAAGGUAGUGCCCUUAACCUCAAAGUUCUCCACCUGAGAACCUGAUGUUUAAAGAAUGGCCUGCUGAGCAUUUUUAGUGAUUGCAAAGGGCCACACAGAGAUGGCUCUGGUUUCCCUUUGCCAGGUCACUGGCCAGGCCCUGUGCAUCAUUUUCUGGAAACAGGAAGCCAGAGAGUGCUUACUUCUGUCACCCUAUCUCCACAAGGUGGGAGGUGAGAGGGAACGUUUAACUCUCAUUGUCCAGAGUUAAACUUGAUUCUGCAAAAUGGCCAAAGCAAUCAGCAAGUGAUGGACUAGCUUUUAAAAAGAAAUUUGGCAUUUAAUUAACUUCUCAAAGUGCUGGUUCAGCAACCUCUAUGUUUUACAUUCUGAAUAUGGAACAAGCAUCUCUAAUCGGAUCUGAAUCACUUCUGGGCCUACCAGGAUGGAGAACACCUGAUUAGCUUUUACAAAUGCCAUGGGCUCUUGUCUGAAUUUUGGGCUAGCCAACUUAGGAUCACUCAGGAAUGGAGGCUUCAGUUUGUAAAGAUUUUUCCUUCCUCCUCUCAGCUUUUAUUUGUGUUAAGUCAGAGUUCAUUAACACUUUAUUUGAGGAAAGCAGGCAAUCUAGAAGGGUAAGGCAGAAAGGCUUCCGUUUUCCCACUUAGCAGCUGGAGAAUUCAGCCUCCUGUCUGAAAUAAGUUUUAGGGCAGUGCUUCUCAUAGUGUGACUGGGUCCCACUUCUGGAAAUGACUACCUCCCUCAGAGGGCCAGGGCACAUGGACACUGGAAAAGCUUCCCUGUGUGAUUCUGCUGUGUACCACUGGUUAAGAGCUACUGGUUCACAGGAUUCUUCCCAACUUUCAAUUCUCUGUCUAUACCAUUUAUUGCCUUCCGUAAGUAUGGAAAGUCAGGAAUGGACCAUCUGCAUAGAUGUCUGGGUGCCCCAGGGAUAUCUGAAAACCAGCGGUAUCUGCUUUUGAAAAGGUUUGGGGUGUAUAUUGACAUCCAGGGUGGAAGUUGGGGGAUGAGGACUCUCCUUUUAGCCUCAUCACUCACUAGCUCUGUGAUGCGGUGACACAGCUGGCACGGUGCCCCAUGGCCCUGUGUAUAAAGGUGCCGCUGAACCCUGCUCUUGCUCUUCUAUGGACCUCAGCUGAGCUAGUGUGGAUGGACGGACUGAAAAAUGCUCUGCCUGUGUGAGGCAUCUCCCCAAAGUUAUCAUCACCAGGUUCCUAAGCCCUCUAACAGCCUCUUCUGGGGUGAGAGGCAUGUGGGCUGGCAUGCGGUGAGAAUGCCCGUGGCAGAGCCACUACAGCUCUGCAGACAGCCUGCCGCGGGCUGGGCCAGGUCACCUGGUUUCCUCAGCGGGAUGUAAGCACGAGGUGACCCUGAACUCACAGCCUCCACCCUCAACGAUCUGUGGAAGGCAGGACUUCAACCCCAAGUCCUUCUUUGGUUACCUGCCCUGUUGGGCUGUGGUCUACCACUGUGUUUGCAGUUUUUUUAACCUGUCACCAAUAAUUUGAAAAUAUAUUGUGCAUGAUGACUGGGUAUGUCCGUAUAUAAAACCAGAAAAAAAUUCUUGUAAAUCUUAUUCUUACUAUUUGCAGCACACUCUUUUCUACUCUAGGCUAUUGAAAAAAGGUAAGAAAGGCUGGUGGUGAUCCACUAAAUUGAUUUUGUGACUCACUAGUGGGCCAUGACCUGUAGUGUGAAAAUCACUGAGCUAGAUUCUGUGUCCUUUUGACAGGCUGUGUGUCAUUGUGUGACUAGAGGUGCCUUUGGGGCCAGCCAGGUAAAGUAAAUCUGUGAAGUGGGGUUUUAUUUUAGGAGAGCUCUUUAAUUAUAUUACUAAGAUACAUACACAAAUUAUUUGCAUAUUCACACUUCUGUAAAGAAAUACGCUUUCUACCAAUUGUCUUCAAACAUGCCCACUCAGUCUCCCAUUUGCUUUCUCACUUUUGGUAGCUGCUUAGCUGCAGGAAAUGACUUGAGUUGCCUCGUAACUUGUCUAAGAAAAGCAGCAGGCAAGCUUAAUGAUGGAGAGCUGGUACCGAAGCCCUCAGGGUCCAGGAAGCUGGGAGCCCCACUCCUCCAGCGGGAGCUGCCGCAGCUCGGCUCCCCAGUUUUCUGUGUGGGAAUUGCAGGUCCAGUGUUGCCAGGCUUUGUAUCUGAAGAGUUCAGAAAUCUGGAUUUUGUACAGGAUCUCCCAGUUUCACACUAAAACAGCAGUGUGGUCCAGACAAAACUUAUAUGCCAGCUAGAUGGGGCGGGUAGUGGCAGGUUUUAUCACAGGCGGGUGGGCGGUGCCAUUUCUCCAGGGCUUUGCCCAGGGUCCCUCUAGCCUUUCCAUCUCCCAGGUAGAAGGCUCCCCCGGAACCUGCUGUAUCUGGCAGAGAGAGAGACAGAUACAUGGAGACAGAACACCACCUGAGGGCUCCGUUCUGAUCUUGCUCCUUUCCUUGCGGUCAGGAAGGAGGGCUUCUGAAGAAAUAGAAGAUUACCGCCUCAGACAGCAGAGCCUGGAUGGAUCAGAUGACAGAGAAGAUAUUCCUGUUAUUCCAGAUCUGGAAGAAAUGCAGGAAGAAGACUUUGUUUUGCAGGUGGCAGCCCCUCCCAGCAGCCAGGUAAGCUGGGUGAUGACCUACCGUGACCUGGACAAUGACCUCAUGAAGUGCCCAGCCUUUCAGACCUUGGAUGGAGAGAUUGACCUGAAGCUCCUCACCAAAGUCCUCGUGCCAGAGCAUGAAGUUCGAGAGGAUGACAUCAGCUGGGACUGGGACCAUCUGUACACGGAGGUGUCCUCAGAGCUCCUCGCCGAGUGGGACCUGCUGCAGACAGAGAAGGAGGACCCUGUGGGACAGCCUGCACACACCUGAGUGCUUGGGGGAUGGCAGACUGCACUCUCCCUGCACAGAGUAAUCUCUGCUUUGGACUUCUAAGCCUAAAGCUAAAGAAGCUUGAAGGCAGCUUUUAAUUCUUAUAUGCAAUAUUUUAUAAUAAAAGCAUUUAUUAGAAGACCACAUUGGAUCAUUCAGUCUUAAUAAAUUGCUUUACUCUGUG
Molecule: messenger RNA, 5516 nt
Organism: Manis javanica (Malayan pangolin)
Lineage: Eukaryota; Metazoa; Chordata; Mammalia; Pholidota; Manidae
Gene: IFT43
Product: intraflagellar transport 43
Biological process (GO): intraciliary retrograde transport
Cellular component (GO): cilium; intraciliary transport particle A
Source: RefSeq, a predicted model, not a curated record